Brugia pahangi is the source of this 2190-nucleotide messenger RNA. The record is from the annotation of a GenBank genome assembly. NCBI's taxonomy places the organism in Eukaryota, Metazoa, Nematoda, Chromadorea, Rhabditida, Onchocercidae.
AUGUUGAGGAAUAACGACAAAGUGAAACUAAACCGAGCGAACCUUAUAAAGAAAAUUGAAGAACAGCAACUCCAAAUCACUGAUUAUGAAAACAAACUGAAAGACUUAAUUCGUGCCUACAAAGGACUUACCGCUGAAAAGAAUGCUUUGCAGACAGCAUUUAAAGUUUUAGGCUUGCGACAAGAAACUGCAACUAGCAUGCAAGGUAGAUCUCAUCUCGAUGCUGAUGCAGAGGAAAAACAAUUUUCUGAGGAAGAUCAAGUCGAAAGUCUAAAGAGAUCUUUAGAAGUAUUAAUAACUGAAAAAAGUAACUUGGAAGCAGCUUUUCGAUCUGAUAGAAAAGCUUUAUUGGUCGAAAAUGAAGCUUUGAAGGAAAGAUUGACAAAAGCUGCAGAUGAGACUGAAGCGCAAGCUGAAAAAUUGGAAAAUAGGUUGUUGGAACUACGAUCAAAAAUAAAGUUAAUAGAAGGAGAUCGUGAAAAAGAAUUGUCAGACCAUGGUUCUGUUUUGGCUGCUAUUCAACAGCAGUAUGCAAAAGAAUGUGUGAACUCAGAGCAUCUUGAAAAACGGAUAACAGAUUUGCAUCGGAAGUUGUGUGAGAAAGAAGAAGCAUCCAAAGUGCUCGAAAUGGACAUUGCCUCUUUGAAAGAAGAACUUAGCCGAACACAAACUGAAGUGAAAUUUUGGCAGAAAAGAGCUGAAAAAACACCAGCUAUACAAGUUCUGGAAAGUGAACUUCAGGAUGUGAAGGAAAGCAGUAAAAAUGAAAUUAUCGAACUAAAAAGGAAGCUGAUGGAUACUAUGAACACAGAAAGAGAAAGUCGUCUACAUGAAUUAGAACAAAGACUCCAGGAAAUGUCGAUUGAAAUUGGCGUUUUUAAUAAAAUUCGUACAGAACUGCAACAGAAAAUGGAUCAGCUGGAGAAGAAAAACAAAGCUUUGGAAGAUGAGAAUGCAUUUCUCAAAACUUCAAAAUCAGCGAAGGAAAUUGAUGAUGCAUCUAUUGAUUUCAAAUCAUUGGAACAGAAUUUCAUAGAAAUUGCUCAAAAGUUGCGCAAUAGUAAAGAGGCGUUAACUACAGAGCUGUUGGGCCUAGAAGAAAUUUCGUGUAAACAGAAAAAUGAGUUCGAAAAGUGCAAACUGCAAACUGAAGCAGUAUUAAAUGGCAAAUCUAUGAAGGUUGAUGUGUUGGAAAAUGCAGGAACACUAUAUACAUUAUCUCUGUUACCUGUGAACGACUGUUCAUCUUGUGCAGCAGCAGAAGGAGAUUUGCGACAUAUGCGUGCAACAGUGGCCGAGCUUCACGAGAAAUUUCAUUCUCUUGAAAUUGACCAUGCGAAUGUAAAAAGCAGCUAUGAAGAAAAAACAACUCAACUGCAACUAAAAAUUGUCGAAAUGGAAAAAGCGCAAGAAAGUUCGGCUUCUGAUUUACGCAAUCAAAUGCAUCAAAAGGUGGUCGAAAUGGAAUCAGAGAUGCAAAAGCAACGCAUCCGAGCUCUGGAUAUUCUUGCAGAAAAAGAAAAUGAGUUGGAAAUUACGAAAGCUAUACUGGCAUCUAUAAGAAGUCAGCCAAAUGUUGAUCCAGUAGAUCCUCCACAAGGUACCUCGUUCCGAUCUGUGAAAUAUCGAAAAACUUGCUCACACGACUUAUUUGGAAGUAACGCUUCUAUUGAUGAGCGACGAACUGGAGAAAUUCGAAAUGUAAUCGAUCAUUCAUCAAGUGAUGUCGACUCGUGCUCCAGUGUUGUGGAUGAGCACCAUUUAGAACGUUUAUCGACUUCACCGAAUAAUGCACAAGUUCUAUUCAAUAUUCCUGGAAUUACAACUACCGCAGAAACUCGCAACAUAUUUUACGAGCAACAACUUGUCAGAAAAGAUAAGCAAAUAAUCGAAUUAAGAAAUGCCAUGCAUGUAGCAGAAUUAAAUGCUCGCGAUAUUCAACAAGCAGCUCUCACUAAAGAUUUGCAACAUUUCGAAAUGGUGGAGAAAUUGAAGGAUGAAAUCAGGGUUUUAGAAGGAAAACUGAAAUUUUUAAGCGUCGAUUCAAACAUGGAGUACUUACGGAAUAUUUUCAUUCAGUUGCUGCACUGUGAUAAUUCUUCCGGUCGUAAACAUAUUUUGAAAGCAAUAGGAGCUGUAUUGAAAUUAAGUGUGGGUGAGAUGCGAGCGAUUGAAAGACAUAAACUGUAA